UAAUUUUCUGUUGUUCUCUGGUGCGAGUGAAUAUGAGUGAUGAUUUUACCUUACAACUGCUUGCUGUGUCUACUUUCCAUUUAUAGUGGUAGAAUCACUGGAGGGAGAGAAAACUCUCAAACAAAAUGAUAUGAAUAGUUUUUGUUCUCUACUUUGAUCUCCUCUCUGUAAUGCUAAUGUAUUCUUCACUUCUCCCAAACUUCUAGCUAACGAAGUUACUCAGCAAAAUAUCAUGGAUGUUCCAAUCAAAUAUCCAGGCAAGCUCACCCUUAGGGUGGUUCUCACUUGCAUCAUGGCGGCUACUGGUGGCUUGAUUUUUGGUUAUGACCAUGGCGUUUCAGGUGGAGUGACCUCCAUGGAUUCUUUCCUGAUGAAAUUCUUCCCAUCUGUAUAUGAAAAAGAGUCGAAUCUGAAGCCUUCUUCAAAUCAGUACUGCAAGUUCAACAGUCAGAUACUGACACUGUUCACAUCUUCCCUUUAUGUGAGUGCCCUUAUAGCGGGUCUUGGGGCAUCCUUCAUAACCAGAAUGUUCGGUAGGCGUUCAACUAUGAUUACGGGUGGAAUAUUCUUCGUGGCAGGUGCAUUACUUAAUGGAUUUGCUGUGAACAUUUGGAUGCUUAUUUUUGGCAGGUUGCUGCUUGGUUUUGGCAUUGGAUGUGCCAAUCAGUCAGUUCCAAUCUAUGUAUCAGAGAUGGCCCCUUUUAAGUACCGUGGAGCUCUAAAUAUGUGCUUCCAGUUGUCAAUCACUAUAGGCAUAUUUGUGGCAAAUUUGUUCAACUACUACUUUGCUAAGAUAAUGAAUGGUCAGGGAUGGCGCCUAAGCUUAGGGCUUGGUGCAGUUCCAGCUAUCAUUUUUGUUAUAGGCUCAUUUUGCCUUCCUGAUUCACCAAACUCCCUUGUGGAACGUGGCUGUCUUGAAGAGGCCAAAAGGGAGCUUGUGAAAAUUCGCGGUACAACAGAAAUUGAUGCAGAAUUCAAGGACAUACUUGCUGCUAGUGAAGCCUCACAAAGUGUGAAACAUCCUUGGAGAACCUUGAUGGAGAGAAAGUAUAGACCACAGCUUGUGUUUGCCAUAUGCAUUCCCUUCUUCCAACAGUUCACCGGCCUGAAUGUGAUCACAUUCUAUGCUCCUAUUUUGUUCAGAACAAUUGGUUUUGGAAGCACUGCUUCUCUUAUGUCUGCAGUGAUCAUUGGUAGCUUUAAACCUGUUUCAACUUUGGUUUCAAUUCUUGUGGUAGACAAAUUUGGAAGACGCACCCUUUUCCUUGAAGGUGGUGUUCAAAUGUUGCUUUGCCAGAUCGUCAUGACAAUUGCAAUUGCGGUUGCAUUUGGAACACAUGGAAACCCAGGAACAUUGCCAAAGUGGUAUGCAAUUGUGGUUGUGGGGAUCAUAUGCGUCUAUGUUUCAGGUUAUGCUUGGUCAUGGGGUCCUCUAGGCUGGUUGGUACCAAGUGAAAUCUUUCCUCUUGAAAUUAGACCUGCUGCACAGAGCAUCACAGUUGCUGUCAACAUGAUUAGCACUUUCUUCAUAGCCCAAUUCUUCACAUUAAUGCUGUGUCACAUGAAAUUCGGUUUGUUCAUCUUCUUCGGGUUCUUUGUGGUGAUCAUGACCAUAUUCAUCUACAAGUUAUUUCCAGAGACAAAGGGUAUCCCACUCGAGGAAAUGAGUACGAUUUGGCAGAAACACCCCAUCUGGAGCAAAUUUUUGGAGUCAGACAGCACGAUCCAAAACGACAAGGCGAACUCCAAAUGUUGAAUAUUUGUUCUUUGUUGGUCUUGGUCUUUUAUUUAUGCAAGUCAGUGUUAACUCGAUUUCUUGUCCUUUUCUUAUGAUGCUUCAUUGUACAUGAUAAUAUUUAAGAUGGAGUUUCCACCUUGUAUAUUGCAAAGGAA
Vigna angularis (adzuki bean) is the source of this 1893-nucleotide messenger RNA. RefSeq names its product sugar transport protein 1. The coding region runs from base 233 to 1756 and encodes 507 amino acids. Lineage: Eukaryota; Viridiplantae; Streptophyta; Magnoliopsida; Fabales; Fabaceae. The record is from RefSeq and is a predicted model, not a curated record. Gene Ontology annotation, biological process: monosaccharide transmembrane transport. Gene Ontology annotation, cellular component: membrane. Gene Ontology annotation, molecular function: monosaccharide transmembrane transporter activity. The transcript is spliced from 4 exons.